Messenger RNA from Mugil cephalus (flathead mullet), 3697 nucleotides. It is a transcript of the gene rab3gap1, whose product is annotated as RAB3 GTPase activating protein subunit 1. Gene Ontology annotation, biological process: positive regulation of GTPase activity. The transcript has 25 exons. The record is from RefSeq and is a predicted model, not a curated record. Gene Ontology annotation, molecular function: GTPase activator activity. Lineage: Eukaryota; Metazoa; Chordata; Actinopteri; Mugiliformes; Mugilidae. The coding region runs from base 49 to 3021 and encodes 990 amino acids.
AAAGAGGAAAUAAUAGUCUCAGAAGAAGAGAAACAGCUGGGCAUCAACAUGGCUGCUGACAACGAUCCCGAGUCAGAGGUUUUUGAGAUCACGGAUUUCACCACCGCCUCAGAGUGGGAACGGUUUGUGUCACGAGUUGAGGAAGUGUUAAAUGACUGGAAGCUAACGGGAAACUCUGCAGUAAAGUUGUCUCCAGAAAAGGGUGAAUACACCAGCGGCACCUGGGGGGAGCACUCUCAGGAUAUUCAUUUUGCUGACUUUAAGUUCUUCAUAACACAUUACUUUCUGAAACAAGACUGUGAGGGAGACGAUGGAAAGGACAAGCUCGAGGAAGAUGCCUUACCCAUGGCAAUGCAGGACCUUCUGUGUAUGAACAAUGAUUUCCCACCUCGAGCCCACUGCCUGGUCAGAUGGUAUGGCCUGCGAGAGUUUGUGGUCAUCAGCCCUGGAGCGAACUGCGAGGCCAUUAUCAGCGAGUCCAAAUGCAACCUCCUCCUCAGCUCCAUCUCCAUCUCUCUGGCUAACAGUGGCUGCCAGGUGCCCAUAUUCGUGCAGAUCCAGCAGAAGUGGAGGCGGAUGUAUUCUGGAGAAUGCCAGGGACCCGGAGUGCGCACCGACUUUGAGAUGGUCCAACUCCGCAAGGUGCCGAGCCAGUACAACCACCUGUCUGGGCUGCUGGACAUCUUCAAGUCUAAGAUAGGUUGUACCAUGUUCCCUUCACUUCCAGUCAACAUUGCCAUCCGGUUUACCUAUAUUCUCCAAGACUGGCAGCAGCAUUCAUGGCCACAGCAGCCUCCCGACUUUGACACGCUUCUUGGAGGUGAGGUAGGAGGGGUGGAGUUCGGGAAGCUUCCGUUUGGAGCCUGCGAGGAACCGAUCAGUGAACUUCAUCUUGCAACCACCUGGCCUCACCUGACAGAAGGCAUAGUCGUGGACAAUGAUGUCUACAGCGACCUUGACCCUCUCCAAGCUCCUCACUGGUCAGUCCGAGUCAGGGCUGCUGAAAACCCUCAGUGUCUCCUGGGUGACUUCCUGACAGAGUUCUUUAAGCUGUGCUGUAGGAAGGAGUCCACAGAAGAGGUUCUGGGAAGAGGACUGACUGAAGAGGAGGGAAAAGAAAACAACGACAUUAGCUCUGCUUUAUCCAAACUGACCGAGCCAGCAGCCGCUGUGCCAAUUACCAAGCUGUCUGUCUCCAAUAUGGUGCACACAGCCCGAAAGCACAUCCGCCGCCACAGACGCAUCGAUGAGUCACCACUCAACACUGAUGUGCUCAAUUCUGUCCUCCUGUAUCUCUUCCCAGAUGCCGCUGUGGAGAAAUCACCAGACAAUAUUAAGAACAAAACUCCCCAGUCAAACUCCUUUGGGACCACCAAGCAGGAUAAAAACUCUGAUUAUAACCUUUUCCUCCAGCUGAAGUCAGCACCCAGUGACAGUUUAACGUACCGGUUGGCGUUAUGUGUGUGUCUGGUAAACUACAACUAUGGCGGUCUGCGAGCUGUUGCCCACCUUUGGCAGGAGUUUGUCCUAGAGUUGCGCUUCCGCUGGGAAAACAACCACCUCAUCUAUGGAUUGACUGAGGGUCCUCCUGAUCUUCGCUGUUGUCUUUUGCAUCAGAAGCUACAGAUGCUGAACUGCUGCAUAGAGAGGAAAAGGGCCAGAGAUGAGGCCCGCAAGGCGUCGGAUGGAAACAAAGAGAGAGAGCGCAGGGUGUCUGGUGGCACGCACAACAAUCGUCCAGCACCAGAGUCUGCUUCAGCAGCAUCUGCAUCCGCUUCUCAAGGAAAGUCCUGGGACUCUUGGAGCGACAGCGAGGAUGAGUUCUUUGAGUGCCUGAGUGACCAGGGGGAGAUAGAGGCUCCACAUGGUGAGGGAGGAAAGGACAGCAGUAAAAACAAAGCAGAGGGACGACUACACCCCUACAACAACAUGACUCUACUCAACUCUACAGAACCCCUCUAUGUUCCUGUCACACAGGAGCCUGCUCCCAUGACAGAGGACCUGCUAGAGGAGCAGUCUGAAGUUCUGGCCAAACUGGGCACAUCAGCCGAAGGCACACACCUGCGGGCUCGCAUGCAGAGUGCAUGUCUGCUCUCUGACAUGGAGUCCUUCAAGGCAGCCAACCCAGGCUGCGUUCUGGAGGACUUUGUGCGCUGGUACUCUCCUCGAGAUUAUGUGGAGGAGGAGGUGGUCGACGAGAAGGGCAACACGGUGGUGAGAGGAGAGCUCAGUGCCAGGAUGAAGAUCCCAGGCAACAUGUGGGUGGAGGCUUGGGAGACGGCCAGAAUUACACCGGCACGGCGCCAGAAGAGACUGUUUGAUGACACUAAGGAGGCGGAGAAGGUUCUGCACUAUUUGGCAAUGCAGAAACCUGCCGAGCUGGCCCGUCAUCUCCUGCCCUGUAUAAUCCAUGCUGCUAUUCUGAAGUUGAAGGAGGAAGAGUUAGUAGAAGACAUUCCAUCAGUCAAGAAAAACAUUCAGCAAGCCACGUCUCAAGCCAGCAAGCUGCUGCACCCCCCCAACCAUGACUACAAGAAGUUAGAGGACUUUAUUAACCAGUUAAUGACCACAGAGACGGUCAUUACCCAGGCCCGGUCACUGAAGGCCAAGUUCGCCAUCGGUGAGGACGAGAAGGGAGAAAGCACAGACGAGCUGGAGAAAUUUGUGAGCUCGCUGCUGGAAGAACCAGAGGUGGUGGUGAUGGGAGCUGGCCAGGGGCCAGCCGGCAGUAUCAUCCAUAAACUAUUUAUUAACGCUCAGAGGCUGGCUGACUUCACCACUGACGAGGCUGCCCUCCUGGCUCCAGUGGACGAUGAGCUGGUGUUUGACAGGAAGCCGACUGGAUCGAGCAGCAAAGUACCCGACUUCCCGCCCCCGGCGGGCCGGGAGAUCCUGCUGCGGACGUGUGUCCCGCGGCCGGCGCCGUAUUCCAAAGCUCUGCCUCAGCGGCUCUUCUGCGUGUUGAUGAGAGAUGAGUUCAGACUGGCGGGGGCCUUCUCCUCAGACACGUCCUUCUUCUAGGGGCCCUGAUAAUAUCAGGGUCGGCGUAUUCAAACGUUUCGUUUCUUUGUCUGUCAGUCCUCCAGCGGUUUGUUUUCGUGCACAAAUGCUUGUUCACGAGCGGUGAACAUUUUUAUUAAGGCUAAACAUACUCUGUGUGUUGGCUGCGUAUCCCUAGCCAACGCUUGUGGGAAAAAAAAUGAGAAAGACACUGCUUUAUUUAACUUUAUUUGGACCUUUUAUUUGUAAAGAGCAGUUGGUGUGGGUAAAUACAUGUACACCCACACCUACACAUGUAUAAAGACAUAGAAAGAAGUGCUGAGGUUAGCUGGUAGGAUGUUGGAUGAAAACCCUUUCACCCACACAUGCUCGUUUUCUUUCUGCUUUAAUCAAGUCAAAACACUAUGCUAGUGUUCCUCUCACUCUUUGCAGCAUCACAUAGUGACACAGUGAAGUGUAGCAGUGUACGAUUGAAGCUGGUCGACACAGUGCUGCAAAUAGAAUCACUUUUCUCAUUAAGAAGUUGAUUAAUAAAACUAAAUUCUUCGGACGCUCUUGUGACUGAAACAUGUAGCUAUGACCUUAGAGUUUUAACGCUGGUUCGCCAUAAAACCAUUUCACAAAAACUAAGUAUUUUACCCUUGUCGCAUACUCUGUAUUUCUGAAAUGAAAAUAAAAAAGAUCUUCUGUAUUGUAA